AUGCCAGCCGAUGAAGAAUUAAGUUCAGUGCUGUCCAGAAGACAGAAAAUUAACGACGCUUUGGAUGAGGGAAUUGAAAUUAAACCGAAAUUCAAACCUGGGAAUAUUUAUAGUGAAUUUCAUGAGUUUUCCCGCAAGGAGAUCAAACAGUACGAGGCCACUUUUAAUUUGUAUGACGAAGGUCGAGAUGGAUAUUUGGAUUUGGGUGAAUUAAAACGCAUGAUGGAGAAAUUAGGAGCUCCUCAGACCCAUUUGGGACUCAAGGCUAUGAUUCAAGAAGUAGACGAAGAUUUCGAUCAAAAAAUAUCUUUCAGAGAGUUUCUGCUUAUCUUCAGAAAAGCUCGUGCCGGCGAACUGAUCACCGACUCCGGCUUAUGCCAGCUGGCUCGUCUGACCGAGAUCGACGUCGAUGCUGUCGGCGUUGGCGGCGCUAAGAGUUUCUUCGAGGCCAAAAUCGAGCAACUGCAAAGAACCAACAAAUUUGCCGACGAGAUUCGUGAGGAGCAGAUGGAACGCCGAAGACAGGAGGAAGAAAAGGCGCAACGUAGGGCUCAGUUUAGAGAGAAGGCAGCCAUUUUCCAAACUUCCUAAAAAAUUAAAGGAUUGAGGAGAAAAGAGAAAGUAUAUUAUUUUAUUGAGUUGAGUUUUUUAUCAUUUUUGUUUUUUUAUACUUUGAUUCAAAUGCAACUGUAUCUUCUUAUAAGAAGACUGUUGCCAGUUCAUUUAUUUUUCUAUUUUUCGGAAUCCUUAAUUUAACCCUUUGCGCUUGUAUAUCACUCAUUUUAGAGAGAAGGCGGCUAUUUUCCAAACUUCCUAAAAAGUUAAAGGAUUAAGGUGGAAGGAGGAAGUAUUUUAUUUUAUUUAUAUCAGUUUUUUGUAAUUUUUUUUUAUGAAGAAAAGGCGCAACGUAGGGCUCAUUUUAGAGAGAAUGCGGCCAUUUUCCAAACUUCCUAAAAAGUUAAUGGAUUGAGGAGGAAAGAGGAAGUAUUUUAUUUUAUUGAGUUGAGUUUUGUGUCAUUUUUGUUUUUUUUAUACUUUGAUUCAAAUGCAACUGUAUCUUCUUAUAAGACUGUUGCCAGUUCAUUUAUUUUUCUAUUUCUUUGAAUCCUUAAUUUAACCCUUUGCACUUGUAUAUCACUCUUCCGGCGCCAAAAUAGGUAUUACUUAUGCAAUUUACAAGUGACAAGGUUUAAGAUCAUUCGCUAAAUUUAAUUGAGGGUUUUUGUUAAAUUUUCCCAGUAAGCACGCGACAUCAGUGCAAUAGUCGCACUGAUGUCGCGCCUACGACAUGAGACAUCGCCGCGUCGUAGUCACGAAUGUGUUAUUGAGAUGGAUCCUACACUUGAAUUGACAUCGCAUCGCGAUAUCUCACUCGCGACCACCGUACGACAUCUUAGCAAUAUCCAAUUUUAGUAC
Ctenocephalides felis (cat flea) is the source of this 1416-nucleotide messenger RNA. Its product is annotated as EF-hand domain-containing protein D2 homolog. The coding region runs from base 1 to 591 and encodes 196 amino acids. Lineage: Eukaryota; Metazoa; Arthropoda; Insecta; Siphonaptera; Pulicidae. The record is from RefSeq and is a predicted model, not a curated record. Gene Ontology annotation, molecular function: calcium ion binding. The transcript is spliced from 3 exons.